CUUGUGUGAGUAGAGAAGUACAUUACUUCCAGAGGUGUUUGUCCUCCUCAUCAUCUACUGUGAAGUGAUAAACUGGCCAGCAGAGACGUCCGCUGCGAUGUCCCCAUCGGUCUGCUGACAGCGACACUGAGCAGAGGGAGGCAGCUGGAAGCUAGCUAGCUAGCAUGCAGCACUGGCCCGGCGUCUCCGGGAGGCGGCGCUGCUGAGAGGCGAGCGGUCGGUGCUGAGCGCGCGUCUGCCGAGCCGGGCCAUGGACGACUUCACCACCAGGACGUACGGCACCAGCGGCCUGGACAACAGACCUCUGUUCGGGGAGACCUCGGCACGGGAUCGAAUCAUCAACCUGGCAGUGGGGGGAUUUACAUCUUUGGUUGUUCUAGUAACUGUUAUCAGUUCCUUUGUGUUCCCCUCGCUGCCUCCACGACCGCUUAAUGUCUUCUUCGCCGUGUGCAUCCUGUUAGCCUGUGGAUCCACUAUAGUGCUGAUAUUCUGGUACCGGCAGGGCGAUCUGGAGCCUAAAUUCAGGAAACUGAUCUACUACAUGCUGGUGUCCAUCGUGCUGCUGUGUCUAUGUGCCAACCUCUACUUCCACGACGUCAGGUAAAAGGCAGGGACGAGGAAGAGGAGGAAGAAGAAGGGAAGACAUGGCCUUGACACGCGGAAGGACUACGUGGAGAGACAGACGGACCAACACACAACAACAACAACAACAACAGAAAAAAACUCAUCACACACUUGAAUGAAUCUCCCACCUGACCUGAAGCAAACUAAAGACUCUCGGACCAAAACCAGUGAAUCUUAAUGGUUCCAGUGGGAUGAAAACUGUCAGACUUUUUUUUGGUGCCGAAACAUAAUGCACUGAACACACACACACACACACACACGUCACAGUGUAUAAAUCAUGAUGUACUGUUAUAGGCCAUAAAUCUGCCUGGAGACACACAGCUGGAGGAGGGACUUUGAGUUGAAACCGACGUGUUUAUAUGAACAUAAAGUCACAACAACAAGCACUUAUGAGAAAAUAUAAUGGGUUUAAUAAGAGUGGGAUACGCAACAGUUAAAGGAAAAAUCUGCCCUCUGAUCCCGUGGCUGUAGGUCCCAUCUCGUCUGCGUAAUGUCUCCUUACAUGUUUUUCUUCGCCCUCGAGUUGUCAAUUAACUGUAUUUAUAUCUGCUGUCAGAAAAAAGGGGGCUAAAUGUUGCUUUCAGGCAUUGCGGGGGCACAGUGUUAAAUUAUAUAAACCUCUUAAUCAAGCCGCAUAAUCAAGAGCUGUGUCUCGUUUCAAGCGACGCCUUCGUCAAAGUUCGCUUUUUUUUGCCCGAGACCAAAUUUAACGGCCCAUUCAGAGUGAGACAACGUCACCACGUUGGGUUACAGGAACCGGGUCGAUGAAGAAGCCGCUGCAGGGAGUAAAUAAUGGAAGAUAGAAGAUAUGAAACGUCCCAAUUCUGUACUACAUGCAAAUAUCGUAGAGUGUUUACUGCUGUCAGAGUUUACAGUCUUUCAGUUGGUGUACGAGAAUGUAAUUCACCGUUUUGCACCAGAAGGAUUUGAUGCAAUACAUGCGCUCAUCAACGUCAGUCAAACUAAAUGUUUUUCCAAAGAUUUAAUACUUUUUUAGGGGGGGAGGGGUUUCAAAAUCUUCCUGGUGCUGUCAUCCUCACUGUCUGUAAUUCAAAUGUUUACACCUGUGAGCAGCACCUCCAGUUCCUCUGUGCAUUGCAUUGUGGGCAAUAAUGUACAUCAACAGCCCGCUCAGAAAACAAGGGGCUUUUGUAUAAUAAUGUAGUUAAUGUAGUAUGAAAUUGGGACGCUCGCAACAGCAGUCUGCUCCGUUUUUGACGGCUUUUUGAAACUGAAGAUGUUUUCAACAUAAAACUGAAGAUUCAUUGAUUGUCAAAAUAGGUGCAGAUCAAUUUUCUGUCAGUUGACUGAUCCAUCGACUAAUAAUAGUCUAUAAAUGUCUUAAAUAUAAUUUUGACAGACCUUUGAUUGGCAAUUGAUUGAAUUGAAUUGAAGUUAUUUGUAUUAAAAUGAGUGUUUUUGGAAAAUAACCCUAUUGAUUGAGCUAUAACAAAUACAAAUUGACACACAGAACCAAAUACAAUAUUUUCCUUCAUAUCCUUUGUACUUUCUUUCCCGUAUAGACAUGAAAUAGGUCUUAAAUUGCAUUCAUAAUGACCAUAAAAAGUCUUAAAUUAAACCUGUUGAAACCUGCAGAAACUCUGAAACCUUUUUUAGAAAUCAGAUUUCAGGCUAAAGUUGAGGCUUCUUGGUGAUAAACCCAGGCCUUUUUUGGCCUUAAGUUGACAAAGACCACCUGAAUGCACCGUUAGAUUUGUGCCCACUAAGCCUUCAGUCCUCCCAUAAACCACAUCUACAGCUUUGACUUCUUGAGGCCACGAUUGGUUUUUCUGGUUGGGGUUUUUUGUUCUUUAUGCGUUUGUUGGACCUGUCACUUUAAAUCUGACUUCAUUAACUGACAAUUAGGUUUUUAUUCUCUGCCGUCAAUUUGUAGCUGCUGGACACAUCGACUCACAGCGAGUCGAUAUUCACGUGAAAACACUCGCUACGAUUGUUGUUUUAACAGAUUUUAACACGGGUGGAUUUUUCCUUUAACCCGGGUGGAGAUUAUAAGCAUGUAAACACGUGGGGGGGGGGGUUGAUGGACCCUCCUCUUUCAGUAAUGUGAGACUGUAGUAAGAACUAGCUAACACAGCAAUAGCACUAGCAGCUUCAGGGUUCUGUGGGGCGAAUAUAUGCAACAGUUUCUAUGUUUUUCUCUGCUUCUUUUUUCUGCUCUCUCAGCUUAUCUGAUUAUCAACGGUUGGAUUUAAUUAAUUCUCCAAAAUCCAAGUCUUGCUAAGAGGAUUGUUUUUAUUAGAAACUCGGUUUAAAAAAUACUGAAUUACACUGACCACCAACUGCCAAUUCUUGCACUAAGUAUUGGUUGAUUUACACUUUUGUCUAAGCCAUACACACACACACAACACACACCACACACACACACACCACACACAGCAGGCCAGCUGUAGUUGGCCAAUGGAAAAUGAAUUGGGAACAAAUACAUGGGGCUUUACACUGAGGCUGCACAGCAUGACAGAUCUUUUACAUGGUUUCUAAUAUCACAUUGAUGCGUUGCCAUCGAAAUUUUUGCACUAAUUAUUCUGCCAUUUAUAAAAUCUGAGCUGGGCUUUCCGGCGUCUGUAGCACAAAGUAGCUUUAAAGUUGUAUUUCUCUGCUUUAUGUUUUUACAUCAAAUAAUCAUGAAACACACUCGGUAUUGUAGGUCUGUUUAGCUGAGCACAUUCACUGGUGUGAAAUCAGGUUUGUUUUGGAUGUUGCAGGUUAGAAAAACCCUGUGGUUUACAGACCGUCUUUCACACAGUCUUUGCUUUAGUGACCCCAACAUGCAAGUAAAGAAAGAAAAGAAACAAAAUGACUUUUUAACCUGGAAUUGAGCAAUUAUUGAUUAUUUUCUUGAUUGUUUGGUUAAGAAAUGUUAGAAAUAGUUUUUCAAAAAAAGCCUCUGAACUUAUCAAAUUGUUCGUUAUGUCGUACCAAAAGUCCUGAUCUCUUUUAGAGAAGACAAAGGACCAGAGGAAGUAUUAUGCUUGUUAGAUUCAUCUUUGAAUCUUCUGCCAACUAAUCGAUUAAUCAUUUCAGCUCCAUGACCAAGAAUAAAUCAAGAAGCAGGGCUGCAACAAAGAGAGACAGAUUCCUCCUGUCUUAGAGACCCUGUAGGUUCACAUCUUCUGCCAAAGUCUAAUUCUGGUGUCAGGUUUGGACACAGAAUCCAACUAAACUUAUUGUCAACAAAUCCCACGAACCAACAGCGUUAUCGUUCAUCUAUCAAUACUUUCUCACUUCCUCUCACUGGUUCCUACUCGAGACAUGAAUCUCUUCAUAAAGGAGUGAAUAGAGCACUUAUUGGGGACUACUGUCGGUGGUGGAUUAAUCCACAUUUGGUGCUCUAGUGCACCAGAUUCCCCAAUGGGGUAGGCUCUACCCUCACUUUGAAGUACCUGAAAUAAUUAUACUGCGAGUUGAAUAAAAAUAUAUAUAAAUGUAAAUUUGAUAAAUCACGUUUUAUAUUCAUUAUUGUUAUUUUCAGUGCAGUCGUAGCUGCUGUAACACCUCUGGACCACCUCUGGAAUAGACAAAGAUCCUCAGUGAAACUCACGUUUCUCACUAAGUUGUGCAUCGUGACAAAAAUGGGUUUGAUGGAGUGUUUUUCUUUUCUGAUGCAGCACUGUAUUGUACCUCUUUAUAUCUUUAUUUUAACCACUGCUCCAGUGAGUAUCGGCUGCUUGCACUACAGACAUUUUGGCGUGCCAAACACAGGAAACACACAAGGUGUAUUAAUGAGAGCUGCCUUCCACUAAGAGGGGACGUUCACCGUCACUGGGACGCUUAAUGGAAAUGAGCCAUUGUUACUGUUAUUAAGUCAAGAUGUCUGCUGUGCAAUCAGUCCACUUAAUGGUGUGUGUGGGUUUGAGUCCAAAUAAACUACAGUGUGUGUGUAAUUAAGGAAAAUGUCACCUACUGCAACAAAGUGGCUCAUUAAUGUGUUUUUUAAUAGUUUUUGGACAACAACGGAGCUCUAUGGCACAGAGGAGGAAGCUUUAUAAGGGAAAAAGGAUAGGUUUAUUCUUUUUCUGGGAUUUGUUGACAGUAAGAAAUGUCCUGUAACCUUGUCUCAUCCUUUUUUGACAUCCUUUAAUAACUGUGUGGCGUCACCUGAUUUCUGUUGUGGCUUCAAACUUAACUUCACCGCUGACGUCUGAAGUUGCCUCGUGUAGCAUAAAUCCUCGCGUAAAGCUUUUGUUUUCUUUUGUUUUUCCAGCAGCUGUAGCUUUGUUUGCAGAAGCUUUUGUUGUAACCUGUAAGUGACAUAUAACUGACAACACAGUGACAAAGAGUGUAGUGCUAAAGAAACCUGAGGGGUAAAAAAAGCCCCGCCUUCCACAAGAGGAGUCGACCUCGCCACGACUUUAGGAUUGUCAAAGCCAUUUGUUUCUUUUUUUUAUUUAUUUCAUUUAUUUUAUGAAAUAAAUAAUUGUGUAACCUGA
This is a messenger RNA of Morone saxatilis (striped sea-bass), 5072 nucleotides long. It is a transcript of the gene tmem243b, whose product is annotated as transmembrane protein 243, mitochondrial b. Lineage: Eukaryota; Metazoa; Chordata; Actinopteri; Moronidae. The transcript is spliced from 5 exons. The coding region runs from base 251 to 604 and encodes 117 amino acids. The record is from RefSeq and is a predicted model, not a curated record.